AUAGUACAACACAACACAACACAACAAUGCUAUCACAGACAAGUUCCCGCGUUGAAAACUUUUCUUUUUUCGUUCAUUGGUAUUUGGUACAUCUAUCUCCCUCUUAACACCCAUUACACUCUCUCUCCGCGUUAAAAAAACUAUCUGAACUUUCCUAGUUAUUACAAUUUAUUACACAACCCAUCUCUCUUUUUUGUUUCGCUUAGAUUUAGAAACACAGACUUUUCCAAAGUGCUCGUUUACCUCAAACCUCAGAAAAAUAAACAUCGAGUUAUCACUUGUUUUCUUUUGUCGGGAGACAAAAACAUUGAUCAGUUCAGCUUCUCACUUCCAUGGCUGAGGCCAGACACUACGUCCCCCCCUCUCAAUUGGAUAUUAAGCAAAUUAUUUUAGAAGCACAGCAUCGAUGGCUACGUCCGGCUGAAAUCUGUGCAAUUCUCAGUAAUCACAAGAAGUUUCUAAUUGCUUCGGAACCUGCACAUAUGCCACCAAGUGGUUCACUUUUCUUAUUUGAUCGGAAGGUGCUGAGAUACUUCAGAAAGGAUGGCCAUAACUGGAGGAAGAAAAAAGAUGGAAAAACAGUUAGAGAAGCUCACGAGAGACUAAAGGCUGGAAGCGUGGAUGUGUUGCAUUGCUACUAUGCCCAUGGAGAAGAAAAUGAAAAUUUUCGAAGACGCACAUAUUGGCUACUUGAAGAGGAACUCUCUCACAUUGUUCUCGUCCAUUAUCGACAUGUGAAGGGAACCAAGGCAAAUUUUACAUGUGCUAAAGAAAAUGAAGAAACUCUUCCUUAUGCUCAACAAACUGAUAAAAUUAUGCCCAAAACAGAGAUGGAAACUUCUUUAUCAUCUACUCUUCAUCCACAUAGUUACCAGGUUCCUUCACAAACUAUGGAUAGAAGCAUGAACAGUUCCCAAGCAUCAGAAUAUGAAGAAGCAGAAUCUGCAUUCAACAACCAUGCAAGUUCUGAGUUUUAUUCUUUCCUUGAGUUAGAAUGCCCUGUUGAGAAGAUUACACCUCAACCUGCUGAUUCUUAUUCUCCUCGGCCACUCACAAGAAAGUCUGUACCUAACAUGAACUGCAUUAUUGAAUCUGGGACAGAUGAUCAAGAGAAGUCACCUGUCAUUCCUGGGGUGAAUUAUAUCUCACUCACUCAAGACAAUAAAAUCAAAGACAUUCAUAAUUUUGGAUUGACAUAUGAAUCCCCAAAACCCCUUGGCUUUUCCUCAUGGGAAGGUAUCUUAAAAAAUAAUGCUGGAAGUCAACAUGUGCCUUUUCAGCCUUUAUUUCCUGGAACACAGCCUGACAACAUGGGAAUCAAUAGCAAAUUUUCCCAAGGACAUGAGAUAAUGGUGCCAUAUUUGACCACCAGCAUUGCUAAGCAGCAUGAGAAUGGAAGUCUCAUACAAGCUGAAGGAAAUUGGCAGGCUUAUGAUGUUGAUUCUUUACGCAUGUCCAGUUGGCCUAUAGAUAGUGCUUAUUCAGGCUCAUCAUGUGACAUAACUUGCAGCAACCGUGAGCAGGAGGUUAAUGAUGUUGAUUUGCAGAAAUCCUUGGAACAGUGUCUUCUACAUCCAUACAAACAAAACAAGGUUUUCAUGCAAAAUGAUCCUCAGGAAAAACUUUUGAAUGAAAAAGAAAAGAUAAAAUCAGACCUAGAGGCCAAUAGAAUCCUGGAUGGAAUAGAAGACACAUAUUUCACUUUUAAAAGGACUCUGUUAGAUGGAUCUCCAGCAGAAGAGGGUCUGAAGAAGCUUGACAGUUUCAACCAAUGGAUGAGUAAAGAGCUUGCAGAUGUGGAAGAGUCUAAUAAACCAUCCACUUCUGGUGGUUAUUGGGAUACAGUUGAAAGCGAAAAUGAGGUUGGCAACACAACUAUUCCUUCACAAGGGCACCUGGACACCUAUGUAUUGGAUCCAUCUGUUUCCCAUGAUCAGCUUUUUAGCAUUAUAGACUAUUCCCCAAGCUGGGCAUUUGAAGGGUCAGAAAUUAAGGUUAUUAUUUCUGGACGAUUCUUAAGAAGUCAACAUGAAGCAGAACAAGGUAAAUGGUCAUGCAUGUUUGGCGAGGUAGAAGUGCCAGCAGAGAUCAUUGCAAAAGGUGUUCUUUGUUGUCAUACUCCUCCACACAAGGCUGGGAGGGUACCUUUCUAUGUAACUUGUUCCAAUAGGUUAGCAUGUAGUGAGGUGAGAGAAUUUGAUUUCCAAGUCAACUAUACUCCAGAAGUUAACACUACAGGUGAGAAUAGAGGCAGCACUUUUGAUACUUUUAGUAUCCGAUUUGGAGAACUGUUGUCCCUGGGGCAUGCCUUUCCUCAGAAUUCAGAUUCAAUUAGUGUUAGUGAGAAAUCUCAACUGAGAAGUAAAAUCAAUUCUUUACUGAGGGAGGAGGAGGAUGAUUGGGACAAGCUACUGAAACUUACUCAAGAGGAAGAUUUUUCUCCAGAAAAUUUACAGGAGCAGCUGCUUCAAAAUCUUCUGAAAGAUAAGUUACAUGCAUGGCUCCUUCAGAAAAUAACAGAAGAGGGGAAAGGCCCUAAUAUAUUAGAUGAGGGUGGCCAAGGUGUGCUUCAUUUUGCAUCUGCUCUUGGCUAUGAUUGGGCCCUAGAACCCACAAUAGUUGCUGGUGUGAAUGUGAACUUUCGGGAUGUAAAUGGAUGGACUGCUCUUCAUUGGGCAGCAUUUUGUGGCAGGGAGCGCACAGUUGCUUUCCUCAUCUCUCUCGGCGCAGCACCUGGAGCACUGACUGAUCCAUGUCCAGAACAUCCUUCUGGUAGAACACCAGCUGACCUAGCUUCUGCAAAUGGACACAAAGGAAUUGCAGGGUAUCUUGCUGAGUCUUCACUAAGUGCACACCUCACAACUCUCGAUUUGAACAGGGACGCAGGAGAAAAUUCCGGAGCAAAAGUAGUCCAAAGAGUCCAAAACAUUGCUCAAGUUAAUGAUCUUGAUGGUUUAUCAUAUGAAUUGUCAUUGAAAGAUUCAUUGGCUGCAGUGCGUAAUGCCACCCACGCUGCAGCUCGUAUUCAUCAAGUUUUCAGAAUGCAAUCAUUUCAGAGAAAACAACUGAAGGAAUAUGAUGACAAACUUGGAUUAUCUGAUGAACGUGCUCUUUCACUUGUAAAAAUGAAUAUGAAAUCACACAAGUCUGGACCACGUGAUGAGCCUGUCCAUGCUGCUGCAGUACGAAUCCAAAACAAAUUCCGCAGUUGGAAGGGAAGAAGAGAAUUUUUAAUGAUUCGACAACGCAUAGUAAAAAUUCAGGCUCACGUGAGAGGUCACCAGGUCAGGAAAAGCUGUGGGAAGAUAAUUUGGUCCGUUGGAAUCUUGGAGAAGGUUAUUUUACGUUGGCGUCGAAAAGGUAGUGGUUUGCGUGGAUUUAAACCGGAGGCCAAUUCUGAGGGAACUAUGAUACAAGAUGUAUCUUCAACAGAUGAUGACUAUGAUGUCUUAAAAGAAGGCAGGAAGCAAACAGAGCAAAGGUUGCAGAAAGCCCUAGCUAGGGUGAAGUCAAUGGUUCAGUAUCCAGAGGCAAGAGACCAAUACCAUAGGCUGUUGAAUGUUGUAACUGAGAUCCAAGAAAAUCAGGUAAAGCAUGAGAGCAGUUAUAACAAUUCAGAAGAACCGAGAGAAUUCGGUGACCUCAACGAUCUUGAAGCAUUGUUGGACGAAGAUAUUUUCAUGCCUACAGCAACUUAGAAGUUAGCUUUCAUUGUUCAUUGUAUGACUUUGAAUUUCACAGCAGAGUUAGGUGAUCAACUGUCUCACUUUGAUUGUUAUAGUAAAUUAGCAAUCUUAAUUCUCAUUCUUUUGUUAUUAA
Molecule: messenger RNA, 3819 nt
Organism: Glycine soja
Lineage: Eukaryota; Viridiplantae; Streptophyta; Magnoliopsida; Fabales; Fabaceae
Product: calmodulin-binding transcription activator 1-like
Exons: 13
Coding region: 333-3698 (1121 amino acids)
Biological process (GO): regulation of transcription by RNA polymerase II
Cellular component (GO): nucleus
Molecular function (GO): double-stranded DNA binding; transcription coregulator activity; protein binding
Source: RefSeq, a predicted model, not a curated record